Molecule: messenger RNA, 294 nt
Organism: Hansenula ciferrii
Lineage: Eukaryota; Fungi; Ascomycota; Saccharomycetes; Phaffomycetales; Wickerhamomycetaceae
Gene: TIM11
Product: F1F0 ATP synthase subunit e
Exons: 2
Coding region: 1-294 (97 amino acids)
Biological process (GO): proton motive force-driven ATP synthesis
Molecular function (GO): proton transmembrane transporter activity
Source: RefSeq, a predicted model, not a curated record
AUGUCUACUGUUAACGUUUUCAGAUAUUCAGCUUUAGCUGCAGGUGUUUUAUACGGUGCUUACCAUACAUAUUCAUUAGAAUCAACAGCUAAAAAAGCUGAAGCUCAAAGACUUUUCGCUAAAAAAGAAGCUUUAAUUCUUGAAGCUAAAGCCAAAUUUGCUGAAUUAAAUGCCCCAAAGAAAGUUGAAACUCCAAAAACUCAAUCAAAAGAAAUUAACUUAGAUGAUGAUAAAUUAGAUUUUGCUCAAGUUAUUAUUUCAGCUGUUGAAUCUUUAGAAACUGCUAAAAAUUAA